CAUUUCUAUGCGUCAAGCUUUACCGGAUUGUCGUCUUCAUUCGACAUAAGAUAUUUGUAAUAACAUUAAAUGUGACGCUCCUGUCAGACUGCUUUUGAUCCUAAAUUCAAGAACCUCGACAUUAUAAAUACAAAAUAAAUGUGAUUGAGACCGCUGUCUAUAUUAAUCUCAAAUCCGCGGAGUGUUCUUCAAUUAUAACUUCAGUGAAGGAUGAUUUGACAUUUAAAAUACUAUACUGUUUUGUCUCUUUUUCAUUGUCAUUAAAAUGUCACAUGUGCAUUGGAUGUGAAGGCUAAGAAAUUAAGUUUCAGAUACAAAACAUAAUCUGUGCAGUGAGCAACUUAUAGCGGUCGGGGCGGGGACCUACUGCGGCAAAAAUUAUAACCUGAAAAAAUACUGCAUAAUAUUAUUUAAAAAUGCAUCUGACUGGAAAGAUUAUGUUGGUGAUUUCGAUGUGGGCUUUAGUUCAGUGUUCGCCGUUUGAUGAUGGAAAAUAUAAACAUAAGACAUAUGAUUUUUACGACGACGGAAAGUAUUACAGGCCUUUGACCGAAGGGAAAUAUGUACCGACUGAUGAAGGGAAAUACACUUAUAUAUAUCAAAGAGGAGUUUAUCCCUAUGACGGUACCUACAAACAUUUAGAGAGAGGAGAUUCAAAUGAUUACAUUGGCUACCAAAUCUACGCUCCUCGGUUCCCAUUCGUUCACAAUGUGAUUAAGUCAAUAUUAAGAAAAUAUAUUUCACCGGACAUCAUAGUCAUCGGUGAGGGCUUGGAAGAAGAAAGUCCAGAAAGCUUAAACCAUGUUAAGGCUGAAGACGAAAUAGCUAUGAAAUGCCGUGUUAUCGAUUCAGAUGCCAAAAAUGAAACGGAAGUCGUUAAACCUUUCCCUCCCCACCUAAACAUUAAGGAAGGUGAGAAGUUGGGUACAAUUUACAAUUUCAAAGGAAGCAAAGUGUUAAGUCCGGCCAAGGAUCCCUUAACAAAGAAAGUCAAAUUAGAAUACGAAGUGUUCGUGAGGAUUGUAGAAGAUUUUACAGAGUAAUAUAGAUUAUGUAAAUUAUGAAGCUAUACGUUAGAUACUUUAAUACAGCCGGAUGUUAAAUUAUAAUAAACUAUUACUAAAAACUA
Molecule: messenger RNA, 1129 nt
Organism: Danaus plexippus (monarch butterfly)
Lineage: Eukaryota; Metazoa; Arthropoda; Insecta; Lepidoptera; Nymphalidae
Gene: CPG21
Exons: 4
Coding region: 417-1043 (208 amino acids)
Source: RefSeq, a predicted model, not a curated record